AUGGUUCGGUGCGUUCAGGAUGACUCCCUGGUGACGCGUAACCUCGUUCCUGGGGAGUCCGUCUACGGUGAGAAGCGCCUGGUGGCAGAGAGUGCGGAUGGCGAAGACAAGAUCGAGUACCGCGUGUGGAAUCCCUUCCGUUCCAAGCUGGGCGCCGGCAUUGUGGGCGGCAUUGGCGCCUGCCCCGUGAAGCCGGGCGCCAAGGUGCUCUAUUUGGGCGGAGCCAGUGGCACGACGGUGUCUCACGUGUCCGACAUGGUGGGACCUGAAGGCGUGGUCUACGCGGUGGAGUUCUCGCACCGCUCGGGGCGCGACCUGACGAACAUGGCGAAGCGGCGGCCCAACGUGGUGCCCAUCGUGGAGGACGCGCGCCAGCCGCAGCGCUACCGCAUGUUGAUUGGCAUGGUGGAUUGCAUUUUUUCAGACGUGGCCCAGCCCGACCAAGCGCGUAUCGUCACACACAACGCGAGCUUCUUCCUGAAGAACAAUGGAUGGGUCAUGAUCUCCAUCAAGGCCAAUUGCGUGGACUCCACCGCGGCGCCGGAGGCCGUCUUCGCCUCCGAGAUCGACAAGCUGCGGAAGGAUGGGGUGAAGCCCAAGGAGCGGAGCUGCGGGGAGACGGGGAGACGGGAGAGAGAGCAGUUGACGUUGGAGCCGUAUCAUCGCGACCACGCAUUGGUCGUUGGCAUCUACAGGGCCUCGAAGAAGAAGAAGGAGGAGUGA
Molecule: messenger RNA, 723 nt
Organism: Durusdinium trenchii
Lineage: Eukaryota; Dinophyceae; Suessiales; Symbiodiniaceae
Source: the annotation of a GenBank genome assembly